UGAAGGUGACGGUGGUCCCGGUCCCGGUCCCGGUGCCCGCCCCGCCAUGGCCGCUCGGCAGCUGCUGGCGCUGCGGCGCCUGCCUGCCGCCGCCGCCUCCUCUUCCUCCUCCUUCUCGACGGCGCCCAAAAAGACGCAAUUCGGGUCGCUGCGCGACGAGGACCGGAUUUUCACCAACCUCUACGGGCGGCACGACUGGAGGCUGCAAGGCGCUCUGCGCCGCGGCGACUGGUACAAGACGAAGGAGAUCCUGCUCAAAGGGGUGGAUUGGAUCCUCGGCGAGAUCAAGGCUUCGGGGCUGCGGGGCCGUGGCGGCGCCGGUUUCCCCACCGGCCUCAAAUGGAGCUUCAUGAACAAACCCCCGGAUGGCAGGCCCAAGUACCUGGUGGUGAAUGCCGAUGAGGGGGAACCGGGCACCUGUAAGGACCGGGAGAUCAUGCGCCACGACCCCCACAAACUGGUGGAGGGCUGCCUGGUGGCGGGGCGCGCCAUGGGCGCCCGCGCCGCUUACAUCUACAUCCGCGGCGAGUUCUACAACGAAGCCUCCAAUCUGCAGGUGGCCAUCCGGGAAGCCUAUGAGGCCGGGCUCUUGGGGCGGGACGCUUGCGGCUCCGGGUACGCCUUCGAUGUCUUUGUGGUGAGGGGUGCCGGAGCCUACAUCUGCGGGGAGGAGACGGCGCUGAUCGAAUCCAUCGAGGGGAAGCAGGGCAAGCCGCGCCUGAAGCCCCCCUUCCCUGCCGACGUGGGUGUUUUUGGGUGCCCCACCACGGUGGCUAACGUGGAGACGGUGGCUGUGGCCCCCACCAUCUGCCGGCGGGGGGGGACCUGGUUCGCCGGCUUCGGGCGGGAGCGCAACUCGGGGACGAAACUCUUUAACAUCUCGGGUCACGUCAACAACCCCUGCACUGUGGAGGAGGAGAUGUCGGUGCCACUGAAGGAGCUCAUUGAGAAACACGCCGGGGGUGUCCGAGGGGGCUGGGACAACCUGCUGGCUGUCAUCCCGGGGGGCUCCUCCACGCCGCUGCUCCCCAAGUCGGUGUGUGAGACCGUGCUGAUGGACUUCGAUGCCCUGGUGCAGGCGCAGAGCGGGCUUGGCACAGCUGCUGUCAUCGUCAUGGACAAAUCGACUGACGUCAUUAAAGCCAUCGCUCGCCUCAUUGAGUUUUACAAGCACGAGAGCUGCGGGCAGUGCACGCCAUGCCGGGAAGGCGUCGACUGGAUGAACAAGGUGAUGGCGCGGUUCGUGCGGGGCGACGCGGAGGCGGCAGAGAUAGACGCGCUGUGGGAGAUCAGCAAACAGAUCGAGGGCCACACCAUCUGUGCCCUGGGCGACGGCGCGGCCUGGCCCGUGCAGGGCCUCAUCCGCCAUUUCCGACCUGAGCUGGAGGAGAGGAUGCGGCGCUACGGUGAGGCCAAAGCCCGGGUGGCAUCGGCGUAAGGAGCCGGCAGCUGUGGCCCUGCCAUCGCCUGCCUGGGAGGGCUUCUUGGGGUUGGGGCAGGGCUUCUCGCAGCAGGUUGGGGGGCUGCGUUGAGGGGUCCUCAUUAAAUGCUGCUGCGCUCA
Molecule: messenger RNA, 1561 nt
Organism: Tyto alba (common barn owl)
Lineage: Eukaryota; Metazoa; Chordata; Aves; Strigiformes; Tytonidae
Gene: NDUFV1
Product: NADH:ubiquinone oxidoreductase core subunit V1
Exons: 10
Coding region: 47-1438 (463 amino acids)
Biological process (GO): mitochondrial electron transport, NADH to ubiquinone
Molecular function (GO): NAD binding; 4 iron, 4 sulfur cluster binding; FMN binding
Source: RefSeq, a predicted model, not a curated record